This is a messenger RNA of Saprolegnia parasitica CBS 223.65, 1383 nucleotides long. RefSeq lists its product as hypothetical. NCBI's taxonomy places the organism in Eukaryota, Oomycota, Saprolegniomycetes, Saprolegniales, Saprolegniaceae. The coding region runs from base 1 to 1383 and encodes 460 amino acids. The record is from RefSeq and is a predicted model, not a curated record. The transcript is spliced from 11 exons.
AUGCGCUUCAUUGAGAGCCAAGUGGAGGACCACAGUAUCCGCAUUGUGGGUCUUGCCAACCAAAUGGCCAACGCGCAGGACCUCGGCGACUGGCUUAUCGCCUCGAACGAAAACUGCUUGACGCUCCACCCCACCAACCGGCCGCUGCCGCUCGAGGCGAUGCGCCCAUCCAACCGCGAGAACGUGCUCCACCUCUUCCGCAACGGCGUGCUCCGAGUGCUGCUCUCGUACGAUGGCAAGGAGCACCGGUUUGUCGACUACCUGCUCGCAGACGUGCACCGCAUGACGUGGUUUGCGAACUGGCCGCUCGAGGACCACAACGCCACGUGCACGGUGUUUUGCCGCUUCUACAAAAAGCUUCACGUGAGAAAGUACUCGAGCUGCGACCAUGUGAACGCCGAGGUGGUUACCAAGACGAUCGAGAUCGAGCAGGGCGCGGUCGACUACCUCACGUGGAGCUUUCUCACCAACGUGCACCUCUCGGACGUGGUCGAGCGCACAGUCAACGGCCUCGCCGAGUCUCGCUGCAUUGCGGUCGCCAACGAACUCGACCGCUCAACCUCGGGAUGGUCGCUGCCAACGGCCAUGGCAGACAAGCCCACGGUGUACCCGGCGCUGCUCGCGCACGACGUGGUCGACGCCCACGCCGACCUCCUUCGCCGCUCCGACGACUCGAUGGACGAGCACGAGCACAAGCCGACUCCUGCGGCCGUCAUCGACGCGGUUGACGAAGCCGUGUGCACGAGCCCGGCCGCGCGUUUCUGUGCGCGCUGCGAGCCGCGACCUCGUCGCACGUUGAGCGCGAUCGACCUCGUCCUCGCCGCGCAGGUCAACGCAUACCUCCUCGCGCGCAGCCCCAAGGCCCAGUGGGGCUCGAUUGUCGACAACUUUGGCCGCAACCCGCUGCAUUUGGCGAUUGCGCACCGGCACGCGAGUGCUGUCGAGCACAUGGUGUCGCAGCGGCCGCUGCUCUUGCUCGCGACGGACGCGUUUCAGCAGUCGGGCAUGGAGCUCCUCUUGCACGAACUGCCACAUGUGGUCUUGCGCCUCGUCCAGCAGCUCCCUGUCUUGCUGCAGAUCUCCGACGACAAGAACAAUACCUUCGCGCACGUGUUGUGCCGCGCGCUGCCGCCGACGGACUUUGCCGCGCUCGUCAACGUGCUGCCGCGCGUUAUGUUUCUCACCUCGAACGACGACGACGAGACGCCCGUGAUGCGCGCGUGCAAAAUGGCGUACCACAUGCGCGAAGGCGUGCCCGCUGCACCACAUGCUAAUGGCCACCUCCUCUUGCACGUCGGACGCUCCGUCGUGCUCGAGACCCCGGAUCUCUUUACGGUCUCCGGCACGACGGAGUUUCAGAAAUCGGCGUAUCCCAUUGGCUGA